Molecule: messenger RNA, 1591 nt
Organism: Thunnus maccoyii (southern bluefin tuna)
Lineage: Eukaryota; Metazoa; Chordata; Actinopteri; Scombriformes; Scombridae
Product: ceramide synthase 2-like
Exons: 11
Coding region: 129-1346 (405 amino acids)
Biological process (GO): ceramide biosynthetic process
Cellular component (GO): membrane
Molecular function (GO): sphingosine N-acyltransferase activity; DNA binding
Source: RefSeq, a predicted model, not a curated record
UCUGCGGUGGUCGGUGGGAUAAAGCGCAUCAGCAGUCAGGCUGAAACAAAUGCGCAGUUUCUUUCAGGUGGAUUUUUAUCUUUCUGUCUUCAGGAUUGAUCCCUUCAUCAUUUCAACAGAGCAGCAGAAUGGACCUGCUGCCAGAUGUAUGGAGGCAGGACUACUGGCUUCCUCCAGGUGUGACCUGGAAAGACAUGGAACAGCUGGCGGACUCUGACCGACCACAACCCCAGGACCUUCUCAUAGCACUGCCCCUCGCACUGGGCUUUGUCGCCCUGCGCUGUGUGUUUGAGAGGUUUUUUGCCCCACCCAUAGGCAGAUGUUUGGGGGUGAAGAAUAGAUUACAAGUGACUGCUGCCCCCUCCCCGAAGCUGGAGUCGUUUUACACCCGGCAGAGCAGACAGCCGACACAGAGCGAAAUUGUUAGUCUGAUGUCACUGUGUGGCAAAACCCAGAGGCAGAUUGAGACCUGGUUCCGCCUUCGCAGGAACCAGGACAGGCCCUGUCAAACCAAGAAGUUUGGUGAAGCUGCGUGGAGGUUCUUUUUCUACAUCACAGCUUUCAUGGUUGGACUGGCAUGUUUGAUUGAUAGACCCUGGUUCUGGGACCGCAGUGAAUGUUGGCGGCAUUACCCAGUGCAGCCCAUGGAGCGAGCUCAUUACUGGUACUACAUGCUGGAGCUGGGUUUUUAUGGCUCUCUGCUGCUCCGGAUCUCUGUGGACAUCAAGAGGAAGGACUUUAAGGAACAGGUGAUCCACCAUUUAGCCACCAUGUUCCUGCUCAGUUUCUCCUACUGUGCCAACUACAUCCGCAUCGGCACCUUGGUCAUGCUGCUUCACGAUUCCUCUGACAUCCUGCUAGAGUCUGCCAAGAUGUUUAACUACGGCACCGGCUGGAGGAAAACAUGUGACACGCUCUUUGUUGUGUUUGCUGUGGUCUUCCUUGUGACUCGACUGGUGAUUUUCCCCAGCAAAAUCAUCCACACCACCCUUGUGCUGUCCAUGGAGGUCUUUGAACCCUUUGCGGGCUACUACUUUUUCAAUGUGCUGCUAAUGGUGCUGCAAGCUCUUCACAUCUUUUGGGCUGGAUUGAUUUUACGCAUGGUCUAUAAGUUCCUGAAAGGAAAGCUGGAAAAAGAUGAACGCAGUGAUGAAGAGAGUGAGGUCGAGGAAGAAGAGGAGGAUAAAGGAGGGGAAGAAAGUGCUGAUCAUGAAGGAGAUUAUAGUUGGGAGAGAAGUAAAGACACCCUGAACUCCAAACUGUCCAUGCUGACCAACAGCUGUGUCCUUAAUAACUUGACCAACCACAGGGCCUCCGUAGCCGACAGAAUGCGUAAAGCUCAAUAAAGACGUUAUGUUUUUUUUCACAUUUAGCCUAAGUGUUGCUAUUUAAAGGUCAAAACAGCCAUGGUUUACAGAUUGAAUAAUACAAGAUGGAUGUGAUCCAUUUCCCUGUGGACUACAGGUCAUGUAUACUGGCGUCGCUGUGCUUCUCUUUCAAUUCAGAGUGGAAUUAGACAAGUAAAGAGUGAGAAUGUAAUCAUGAAAAAAUGCUGAUAUAGCAGAGGAUGGUUUCGAUCCAUCGACCUCUG